AUUUCAGACCUGUGAGUAUAUCUAAGUGUUCACUUUGUUGGUAGCUUCUCUUUUAUGUCAACAUAAUUGACUGCCGACUGGAUACGCGUCCUAUGUUAAGAUAAAACUUGUUGAAUAAUUUAUACGAUUAAAUAAUCAUGCUAUUCGCAAAUAAAUCUUCAAAUCAACUAUAUUUUUGGAUGAAUAAAAAUGCCUGGUUGUGCAGCAGUAGGCUGCAAUAAUCGCAGUGAGAAAGGUUAUAUUAUGAAAUGUUUUCCUCGUGAUCCCAAAUUAAGAAAGAUUUGGCAAGAGCGUGUAGCUAGGGCGGAUUGGAAGCCUUCAAAUAAUUCUUUUCUUUGUCAUGUACAUUUUGAACCACAAGAAUGGUCAAUUACAGAAAGUGGUAGAAUUAGGUUAAAAAAAAAUGCUAUACCUUCUAUUUUCACUAUAACAUCAACUAGAAAGUCUCCAAAAAAACGUAAGAAAUUAAUUCAUACAAAGAAAGAGGAUUGUCAAAGUAGUCGAAACAUGGAAUAUCUUGAAGUAGAUACAGAAUGUUCAUCAACUGGGAAUAUUGAAGGAAAAGAUUCAGAUUUUGAAGACAUAGAUGAAAUUUCUCAAUCUUUGACAUUUGAAACUCCUGAUAAUGUUUAUCAAAUGACCAAAAUGAGAAAUAAUUAUGAUGAUCAUAUGCAACAUCAUGUAGCUGCUAACAAUGCUCGAGAUGAAAAUAUGAUUCUAGUCUCGGAUGAAUAUAGUACAGAAAGAGAUCAUUUUCUGAAAAAAAAUAAUACUGUGACACAUACAAAUAAAAGUGAUGAAAUAAGUGGCAAUAGUAAUGGCAAUCGAGGCCUUGCUUUAAACAAUAGUGAAAGUUUAUAUAUGAGAACAGAAAUUAAAUCUGAAAAUACAAGUAAAUUUGAAGAUAAUUAUGACGAUAUAGAAGAAAAAUUGAAACAAAUCUGUGAUGGAAGAAACAUGAAUGAUGAAGAUUAUUUAGAAAAUAAUCGAAUUAAUUGCAUUACCAAAAAACAAAAUGACACAGAAAGAAAUGCAGAAAUAAGUUUAAGCGAUAUUAAUAAUAAAAUUCUAUCAGUGACUGAAAUGGAUUACAAAGAACCUAUAAAGCAUGAAAUAGGUGAUAUUCUUAUCGAUAAUAGAGAAAAUGUUGAAAUUAUCUUUGGUACUGAAAGUGGAGAUGAAAAGAUGGAUACUUCUCAGUCUGUUUCAUGCAUUAGUAAUUCAUUUACAAAUCCUCAUGAAAUUGCAGAUUCUGUAUUAAAUAUGGAUGGUAUUCUUUGUAUCAAAGAAGAGAAAAAAGCCUAUAAUGAAGACAUUGAGGAAAAUUUUGGUAAGGAUGAAGUACAUGUUAUACCAAAUAUGAGAGCAGCGAUGAAACGUAAAAGGAGAACUAGAGAAGAGAUAAUGAAGUCCAUAAAAAAAUCAAUUGGUAGUACAUCCGAGCAAGACAUCAACUUUACACACAACAGUGAUAUUUCGGAUAACAACACAGAGAAACAGACGGGGAUUGAUAUGAAAGCUAAUAACAAAAGAAAUAUAAAAGCUAAUAGUAAUCAUGCACAAAUAGAAAGAACAGAAUUUACGAUCAAAAUAAGCGGUGAUCCUGAUAAUGUAUGUGAUAUUGUCCAAGAGCUAACAGCACAAGAUAAUGCAAAUAAUUUUCAAGAAGUUCAUAAUUCUUGUGAAAAGCAUAAUCAUAGAACUGUGGUUACAUCUGUUAUAAAGCUGAAAGAUUAUCCUAUAAAUCUACAUAAUGUUGCAAAAGAAUUAUGUAACAGUCAUGAAGAUUUUACAAUAAAAAAUAAAGAUUGCUUUUUACAAAAAAACCCUGCAUACACUAAUAAUACUGAAACAAUUAAUUUGAAAAUAGAAUCAGUUAGUGGUACACAGAAAAAUAAUCUUUCCACAAAUUCUACACAAUUAGAUAAAAAGAUGUUUAAUUUUUAUAAUAGUUCUCAAACAAUUAAUUAUAGUAAUAAAAUGGAACAAUUAGGAAACUUAACUGCACAUGACAUAUCUUGUGAUUAUGAGUUGCUGCAACAGAGAUCAAAAAUGCAAGAAAAAGUCAUUCAGAAAUUAACUAAUCGAUUAAUUGUAUUUAAAGAAAUGGAAAAUAAUUUAAGGAAACAAAGUAAAUUGCUACACACUAAGACAAAAGAGGUUGAAAUGUUAACAAAUAAACUAAAUACAAGAGCAUUAUCUACACUGUCAUUAAUUAAUAAUAAAAAAAGUUUAGAAUCAAAACAGAGAUUAAUUGAAGAUUUAUCAAAUAGAGUGAAUUAUUUGGAAGUAGUAAAUAAAAAAUUAAUGAAAACUAUGACGUUAGAAUCUCAGCAAAAAAGAAAGUUAGAAGGACACAUUAAACAAAAAGAUGAGCAGAUAAAAGAAUUGAAUUGGAAAUUAGAAAAAGCAUCUAAAUAUCUUGAAAGGGCAGAAAAAAAUACAAACACUUAUAGAAGAAAGAUGUUAAAUAUGCAGACAAUUAUGAAGAGAAAAAAGUUAUUAGAUGAAAAAAUGAGUUGGUUCAAUGAAUUAUUAAUAGAUAGUAGUAAAGGAGAAUUUUCAGAAAAAAUUUUGAAAACAGCUGUUGCAAUUAGGAAAGAUUGUGGAAAGGAUGGCUAUAUCAAAUUAAUUGACUAUGGUUUUCCCUUACCUUCAUUAACAGCUUUAAAAAAAUUUCUUAAUACAAAUUUGUUAGAAGGACAAAGCAAUGAUGAAACAAAUCAAGAUAUUUUAAAUAAAAAGGAACAAUUAAUAAAAGAUGUACAAUGUUUAAAUAAUGAAACAGAAAUAGAUACAAAAGAUUCUGGUAUACUAGAAUCAGAUAAUAAACCAACAGAUUUAAAUACUACAGAAACAAUAACUGGAACAGUCCAAGAUAUUUUUAAUGAAAAUAAUGAUGGUGAUGACUUUACUUCACAUGAACUUAAGAAACAUUUUAUGGAACAAUUGAGUGUUGUCAUGUAGCCAUAUAUGUAUUCAAUCAAUCAUUUUUCCUUUUUUUUACUCAUUGCAGAUUUAGAUAUAUGGAGAUAUAGGUUUUAAUAUUUGAACACUUUGUUCCUUGUCAUUGUACAAUAACCAUUAAGCAUUUGUGAGUAUUAUUUAUUGUAAAAUGCGAUCAUGAGAAUAAUUUUAGAUGUAAAUAAUGUGUACAAACAGUAUAAAAUUUACAUGUUAUAUCGCCUGUAUGAUAAAUAUGCAUUUGAUUAGUGAAUCUUAGUUAAUUAAAUUGAUACUCUCAAAGAUCA
This is a messenger RNA of Vespula pensylvanica (western yellowjacket), 3251 nucleotides long. RefSeq names its product protein PF14_0175-like. Bases 190 to 2967 code for a protein of 925 amino acids. The transcript is spliced from 2 exons. The record is from RefSeq and is a predicted model, not a curated record. Lineage: Eukaryota; Metazoa; Arthropoda; Insecta; Hymenoptera; Vespidae.